AUGACUCGUCCAGAAGGAUCCAAUGGCCAAGCGAAUGCCUUGAUUGUGGAUAGGAUCCAGAAUAAUGCAUUGAGUUUUUGUGAGGGAAAAGCUGAAGCUGAAUUGGAAGUGCUUGUGGAAAAAUGUGGGUGCAAAUAUACAUUUUACAAGAUUGGGAGAGCUUUGGCAAAUGUCAUUUAUGGCUACCAGAAAAUAUAUGAUACAGAGUACAGACCCUUGAGGGAGUCGAUUAUCAAUGGAAAAGUGCCAUACGCUUUUGAGAUGUCCAAUGUUAUUAUUGUUAUUAGGUGUUGGAUGCAAUUGAACGCUGAGAAAAUGUCCGUGUUGGAGUGCACAUAUCCGAAUUGUGACAAGACAUACUUGAAACCGUCCCACCUCAAGGUGCACAUGCGGAGGCAUUCGGGUGAGAAGCCGUAUGGGUGCAUGUGGCCAGGCUGCACUUGGCGUUUUUCCCGAUCCGACGAGCUGUCCCGGCACUGUCGGUCGCACUCGGGCAUCAAGCCGUACGGGUGUGACGUGUGCGCCAAGCGGUUUUCGCGAUCCGACCACCUGGCCAAGCACGCACGCGUCCACCACAAGCGGAUGGCCGCCGCGGCCGCCCGUUUGCAGUGGCCGCCGCAACAGUGCCGGCUGCGCACCGCCGUACAUCCGACCACGGCCACCGCUUCUACCUCACCCGUCACCAGGCGUCACUUAAACAACGUGAUGGCCGUCCGAUAUAGUUGUCCCGAMGACGUGCCUGCGAAUUAAACACUGUAACAGUCCACACAACGCCACUGAUGCAGACACUUUGAAUACAAAGUUUGAUUUACCAGACGUGCUAAACUCUAUUUUCACAAUUUUUCACCAUUAAUGACGGAUUCAUUAAAAUUAUGAUUUUUUUGAAUUUUUAAAUAACCGCAUGUUAAAAUGAAGAUUGAUUUUCAAAUACAAAAGCCAAUUAUAAUUUUAUGACAUUUUAGGAACGUCCUGUAGCGAUUUAGAUUUAUUGAAUUAUAGUUAUUGUACAUU
Messenger RNA from Diuraphis noxia (Russian wheat aphid), 1011 nucleotides. RefSeq lists its product as uncharacterized. Lineage: Eukaryota; Metazoa; Arthropoda; Insecta; Hemiptera; Aphididae. The record is from RefSeq and is a predicted model, not a curated record. Gene Ontology annotation, biological process: regulation of transcription by RNA polymerase II. Gene Ontology annotation, molecular function: DNA-binding transcription factor activity, RNA polymerase II-specific; RNA polymerase II cis-regulatory region sequence-specific DNA binding.